AGUGUACUAAGGAGGUUUAAACCACUGCUUGACAGAGUACUGGUAGAAAGAUUUGCACCAGAGGUGAAGACGAAAGGUGGCAUUAUGCUGCCUGAGAAAUCAGUUGGUAAAGUUUUAGAUGCAAAAGUUGUAGCCAUUGGACCUGGGGCUAAGAAUCUUGAAGGUAAAGUAGUUCCAAUGAGUGUGAAUGUUGGAGACAGGGUAUUACUUCCAGAAUAUGGAGGAACAAAAAUCACACUUGACGAGAAAGAUUAUCAUCUGUUCAGAGACGGUGAUAUAUUGGCAAAAUAUGAAGCAGAGUCUUAAUUUAUGUAGAAGUAUUUAUGUAACAAUGCUGUAGAUAUAAUGAGAUCAUUUAUAUGGCAGACCUAUUGUAAUAGAUGUCGCGAACGAGUUGCUCACAUACCGGUAGUACACUGUAUACUUUCUGAAGUUGAAACCAGUCAUAACAUUGAUGACAAUUACGUUAUGUGAUGUGAAUUAUUUCUUACUUUGGUGCAUUUUUUUUAAGUUUAAUAAAUAGUUAUUGGACUAAAAA
Saccoglossus kowalevskii is the source of this 538-nucleotide messenger RNA. Its product is annotated as 10 kDa heat shock protein, mitochondrial-like. Gene Ontology annotation, cellular component: mitochondrial matrix; mitochondrion. Gene Ontology annotation, molecular function: protein folding chaperone; ATP binding; protein-folding chaperone binding. The record is from RefSeq and is a predicted model, not a curated record. Lineage: Eukaryota; Metazoa; Hemichordata; Enteropneusta; Harrimaniidae.